Eurytemora carolleeae is the source of this 1045-nucleotide messenger RNA. RefSeq lists its product as uncharacterized. The record is from RefSeq and is a predicted model, not a curated record. Bases 71 to 757 code for a protein of 228 amino acids. The transcript is spliced from 11 exons. Lineage: Eukaryota; Metazoa; Arthropoda; Copepoda; Calanoida; Temoridae.
CUUGCAAGCAUAUUCUGUAUCCAAGAUUAUAGUGACCAGUUCGGAGAACUCUACUCAUCCUUCAUCCUUCAUGGAUGAAUUCAUCAACUCAUUUCUCUGUAGGUUCCAGAACUACAUAUUCUCACAGGUUAUAGGAUCUGAUAUUGAACUUGUUAGUUUGGAAAUACUUCAAGGUGUUCAGGACGCAUUGAGUUUGAAGAGAGAGGAAUAUGCCAAUGUUUGGAAUAUUAGAUUUUUUUCUAACGAAGUGAAUCUGAUUAUCAGGUUCUGUGAACUUCUUUGUAUCCCAGAGCUGAGAAAACUAGACCUGGAGAAGGUUCCAAGGGUUUUAAGAACAGAUCUUUUAAUCAACCUUCCUAGGUUGAGUGGAUUAGGUGAGCUGUAUCUAGGAUAUGGAGCAGGAAAUCCAGAACGAAUGGAUAGGUACUAUAGUGAAGGUAUAUCUAAGAUGAGAACUCUGACACAUUUCUCCCUAAAAAGAAACUGUACGGAUAGAAUUAUAGAACUUCUCUCUAAAAGCUGUAAAAUGUAUCUCCAGGUUCUAGAUGUUGAAGGAUCCAGGGAUAUUACAGAUCUCUGCAUUCAGUAUCUAGCAGAGUUUAGAUUAAGAGAACUCAAUGUAUUCAACACUUCCCUAACUAUCAGAGGAUUUGCUGCAGUGUUACAAACCCUGACGAGUUUACGUAUUCUAAACCGUGGUAUUCCACUCUGCGAAGCUUUAGAGUAUCAACAACUUAUAGGAACAUAUUUAGUUUAAGUAUUUGUUACCUCUUUUUCUUUUUAAAAUGUAAUAAAAUCAGAAAUAUUUCUUUAUCGGCUAAACUAUUUACAUACAGAUGAAUCCACUCGGCGGCCAUCUAGAAGAUUGCAUCUAAAAUCAUUUCAGGCGUCGGAGAAAGCACAUUUCCACACAGAUAUUGAGAUGGAUUUACUUUACUCCUUCUGCUCCGAGAUUGAGAAGAUGAUCUUCAAGUUCAACCCUGAUAUAUUCUCAACCUAUCUUAAACUAGCAGUUUUCCAGCAUCUGAAACAUCUAGGUAAACCU